CCUCAUUGCCUAUAAAACCCCGAGGUUCCAUUGAAUCUCAUCAGUAGUGUGACUACAGAGUCCCUGCACUUCUUAUCGGUCCGAUACCAUCUGUCCACUCUUCAACUUGUGAGUCCUUCUCCUUGCAAGUCACAUCUAGAGAAGAACCUCCACAUUACAGAACCUAAGUUGUCACUGCUUUCUUGGUUUGUGUUUCUAAAGUAUCAGGAAGGUGAGUUGAAAGGUCAUUGAACAUGGCAACUACACUUCAUCUCAUUGGUGGAAAUGGAGGCACUCGAUUUGAGUUUGAUGGCUUUAACAAUGGUGCCACCCUCAAGAAGAUUGGGGUGGCCGUGGCUGGCUGGCAGAUCAAAGCCGUGCGGGCCGAACUCACCGACGGGCGUGUGAAGACCUUUGGGAAUGCAGAAACUUUCAGUGAGUUCACGUUCAAUCUUGGCGAGCGCAUCACCAAGCUGUCCCUGUGGGGGAACGGUGCCGGGUCACGUCUGGGUGGCAUCAGGUUCUGGACGACUGCUGGACGCGAGUUCUUUGCGCACAUGACCGACUGGCCCCUGAAGACCGAAUACUCUAUCGACGUGGGGUCUGGAGUCUGCCUGGGGCUGGUGGGUAACUAUGGCUCAGACAUCGACUGCUUGGGGUUCCUCUUCAUCAAUGCCAUCAAGUCGUCUGUGCUAACCGACAUGACCUAUCCCAGCCUGGCCAUGUACACACCCCAGGUCAACAAAGAAUACAUCAAAUCGGUGUCUUACCACAACGACACUAGUGCGGUUCAAGAGCAGAAAUGUUCGUACAGCAGAUCUGUGACCAAGUCUAACACCUGGAGAACCACCACUAAGAUUGAGUCCACCGUCAGCAUGACUGUUUCAGCAGGGAUCCCAGAUCUGGUGGAGGUGUCUGGUGGGUUUAGCCUGACUGUGGGAGCUGAACAGUCCUCCUCAAUGAGCCACACGGAGACCAUAAUCGAAUCAGAUGAGAUCAAUGUGAAGGUCCCGGCAAGAAAGACCGUGAGUGUUGAGUUGUCAGUGGGACGAGCAGUCAUCGACCUCGAGUACAGGGCCAAAGUGAAAAUCACAUGCCUGAACGGCAGCGAGCUGGUCUUCAAUUCCACUGGCAACUACAAUGGUGUGGCUUACACUGCAGUGCAUGUAAAAACCACUGAGUCUGAUAAAGUUAUGAAUGCUGAAUAAGAUGCAUCAACAUCUUACUGUGCACAGUUUUAAUAUUCAUUGCAUAACAUUGAUUUGAUCGCUAUUACAGAGCCAUGUGAUCUUGCUAAAUCAUCAUAAACCUGCUGGUGUGAAUUAGUCCUGAUCACAUUGUUUAACGUUUCAGUUUAGUGAAUGAUCAUUAACAUUUGUUGAUACAUUCUCGGAAUCCUUUUGUCAAAUGAUAAGCAUUGUGUUAUAAUGUGUUGGCCCUAUGUCCCGUGAUCUUGCUCAAUGAAUGACUGUCACAGAUAAGUAAAUCAUCAUCAAAAACCUG
This is a messenger RNA of Nerophis lumbriciformis (worm pipefish), 1482 nucleotides long. RefSeq names its product aerolysin-like protein. NCBI's taxonomy places the organism in Eukaryota, Metazoa, Chordata, Actinopteri, Syngnathiformes, Syngnathidae. The record is from RefSeq and is a predicted model, not a curated record.